AUGAGUAACACGCUCAUCUGGGCGGGUUCCGCCUCUAUGCUUGUGUGUGUUGUAGUUGCACUCUACACAAUGAUGGGACUUCUUUCCGAUAUCCAACAACUUCAAUCGGAUUUCGAUGAUGAGAUGUUCGAGUUCCGAGCUAUCACAAAAGACACGUGGCAGAGAAUCGUCAACAAGCACAUGCAUCCACAAGGAGUUGAUACUGAUUCAAUUCCUACUCCACCAACUUUCGAGACUCUUUUCGGAGUACGCAAAGCUCGUCAAGCUUUCCCAGAACAAUGUAACUGCGGACCAAAAUCCGAGGGAUGCCCAGCCGGACCACCAGGACCUCCAGGAGAGGCAGGACAACGUGGAGAACCAGGAAAUAAUGGAGAUGAUGGCAAACCAGGAGCUCCAGGUGUCAUUGUUGCCAUCACUCACGAUAUUCCUGGAGGAUGUAUCAAAUGCCCACCAGGACGUCCAGGACCACGUGGACCACCAGGGCUUGUCGGACCAGCUGGACCAGCCGGAGGACAAGGAAGACACGGACCACCAGGACCACUAGGAGGACAAGGAGGACCAGGAGAGCAAGGAGACGCUGGAAGACCAGGAUCAGCAGGGCGUCCAGGACCACAAGGACCACGUGGAGAGCCAGGAACAGAGUACAGACCAGGACAACCAGGAAGAAUCGGACCACCAGGACCACGCGGACCACCUGGACCAGAAGGAAAUCCAGGAGGAGCAGGAUCCGAUGGAAAUCAAGGACCACAAGGACAUCCAGGUGUUCCAGGAAGACCAGGAAUUCCAGGUAAGAGUGGAACUUGCGGAGAACACGGAUCUCCAGGAGAACCAGGACCAGAUGCCGGAUAUUGUCCAUGUCCAGGACGCAGUUAUAAAGCUUAA
Messenger RNA from Caenorhabditis briggsae, 882 nucleotides. It is a transcript of the gene Cbr-col-8, whose product is annotated as Protein CBR-COL-8. Bases 1 to 882 code for a protein of 293 amino acids. The record is from RefSeq and is a predicted model, not a curated record. NCBI's taxonomy places the organism in Eukaryota, Metazoa, Nematoda, Chromadorea, Rhabditida, Rhabditidae. Gene Ontology annotation, molecular function: structural constituent of cuticle. The transcript has a single exon.